This is a messenger RNA of Fusarium musae, 507 nucleotides long. RefSeq lists its product as uncharacterized. The record is from RefSeq and is a predicted model, not a curated record. Bases 1 to 507 code for a protein of 168 amino acids. The transcript has 4 exons. Gene Ontology annotation, biological process: protein transport. NCBI's taxonomy places the organism in Eukaryota, Fungi, Ascomycota, Sordariomycetes, Hypocreales, Nectriaceae. Gene Ontology annotation, molecular function: GTPase activity; GTP binding. Gene Ontology annotation, cellular component: lysosomal membrane.
AUGGCAGGGUUAUUCCAAAGGGUCUACAAUUGGCUCAUGCGCAUGUUCUGGGCGAUGGAAAUGGAAGUGACGAUGGGCGGUGAAUUCACUCUCGACUCCAUCCCCACCGUUGGUUUCAACAUGAAAAAGGUACAGCGCGGACAUGUUACCUUGAAGUGUUGGGAUAUUGGUGGCCAGCCCCGGUUCCGAACCAUGUGGGAAAGAUACUGUCGAGGCGUGAGCGCCAUCGUCUUUAUCGUGGAUAUUGCCGAUACACCAUUGAUUCCCCAAGCGAAGGAGGAGCUCCAUGAUCUCAUGAGCCGCAAGUCGCUUGAGGGUAUACCACUUCUCAUCCUGGGGAAUAAGUCCGAUCUUCCGGACAAGCUUUCGGUGGAUGAGUUGAUUGACGAGCUAGACCUGAAGAGCAUACGUGGUCGUGAGGUGUGCUGCUAUGGUAUCAGCGCGAAAGAAGAGACAAACCUUGACGCAGUAGUCGAGUUUCUAAUGAAGUAUGCCACGCGACCAUAA